AUGGAAAGAAAUAAGAAGUAUUUUCCACAGAGGUCCAUGGCUCAUUUGAUUGGAUAUACUGUGCACCGAGAAGGAUAUCGGCAGUGUGGUGCAGAAGAGUUCCGCUGUGCUGAUGGACGCUGCCUAGUGAACACUCUAUGGCAGUGUGAUGGUGACUUUGACUGUCCUGAUGGUUCUGAUGAGGACCCAAUUAACCCAAAGUGCAGGAGUUCAGAACAUUCAUGCAACAGUUCAUUUUUUAUGUGCAAAAAUGGCAGGUGCAUUCCCAGCGGUGGUCUUUGUGACAAUAGGGAUGACUGCGGUGAUGGCUCAGAUGAAAGAAACUGCCACAUAAAUGAAUGUCUGAGUAAAAAAGUCAGUGGAUGUUCCCAAGAUUGUCAGGAUUUGCCAGUAAGUUACAAGUGCAAAUGCUGGCCUGGAUUCCAACUGAAGGAUGAUGGCAAAACAUGUGUAGACAUUGAUGAAUGUUCUACAGGCUUCCCCUGUAGUCAGCAAUGCAUCAAUACAUAUGGAACCUACAAGUGCCAUUGUGCAGAAGGCUAUGAAAUACAGCCCAAUAACCAAAAUGGUUGCAGGUCACUCUCAGAGGAAGAACCAUUCUUAAUUCUUUCUGAUCAGCAUGAGAUUAGAAAAAUUAGCACAGAUGGCACCAACUACACAUUACUUAAGCAGGGAUUAAACAAUGUCAUUGCUAUCGACUUUGAUUAUAGAGAAGAAUUCAUAUAUUGGAUUGAUUCUAGCAGACCCAAUGGAAGUCGGAUAAACAGAAUGUGUCUAAAUGGAAGUGACAUCAAGGUAGUGCAUAACACUGCUGUUCCCAAUGCACUUGCUGUUGAUUGGAUUGGAAAAAACCUCUAUUGGUCUGACACAGAGAAAAGGAUAAUUGAAGUAUCUAAACUCAAUGGCUUGUACCCUACUGUACUUGUUAGCAAAAGGCUGAAGUAUCCCAGGGACCUGUCUUUAGAUCCUCGAGCCGGAUACUUGUACUGGAUUGACUGCUGUGAAUAUCCACACAUUGGCCGUGUUGGAAUGGAUGGUACCAAUCAGAGUAUUGUCAUAGAAACCAAGAUUUCGAGACCUAUGUCACUAACAAUAGAUUAUGUCAACAAUAGACUAUACUGGGCUGAUGAAAAUCACAUUGAAUUUAGCAACAUGGAUGGAUCUCAUAGACACCAAGUCCCUAAUCAAGAUAUUCCAGGGGUGAUUGCACUAACAUUGUUUGAAGACUACAUCUACUGGACUGAUGGGAAAACCAAGUCACUCAGCCGUGUCCAUAAAACCUCGGGAGCAGACAGACUUUCACUGAUUAACUCAUGGCAUGCCAUCACAGAUAUCCAGGUGUAUCAUUCUUAUAGACAACCUGAUGUCUCCAAACAUCUUUGCACAGUAAAUAAUGGUGGUUGCAGCCAUUUGUGCCUGUUAGCCCCUGGGAAGACCCACACAUGUGCAUGUCCCACAAAUUUCUACCUCGCAGCUGACAACAGAACUUGUUUAUCAAACUGCACAGCCAGUCAGUUUCAAUGCAAAACUGAUAAAUGCAUCCCUUUCUGGUGGAAAUGUGACACUGUGGAUGACUGUGGUGAUGGAUCUGAUGAGCCUGAAGACUGUCCUGAAUUUAAAUGUCAGCCAGGCCGAUUUCAGUGUGGAACAGGACUCUGUGCACUACCUGCUUUCAUCUGUGAUGGGGAGAAUGACUGUGGAGACAACUCUGAUGAACUUAACUGUGACACACAUGUCUGCCUGCCAGGUCAGUUCAAGUGUACCAAGAACCAGAAAUGUAUCCCAGUAAACCUCAGAUGUAAUGGACAAGAUGACUGCGGUGAUGAGGAAGAUGAAAGGGACUGUCCUGAAAACAGCUGCUCUCCUGACUAUUUCCAAUGCAAGACUACAAAGCAUUGCAUCUCCAAGCUGUGGGUUUGUGAUGAGGACCCAGACUGCGCAGAUGCCUCAGAUGAGGCCAACUGUGAUAAAAAGACUUGUGGACCUCAUGAAUUCCAGUGUAAGAACAACAACUGCAUUCCAGAUCACUGGAGGUGUGAUAGCCAGAAUGACUGCAGCGAUAAUUCUGAUGAAGAAAACUGCAAGCCACAGACCUGUACACUGAAAGAUUUUCUCUGCAGCAAUGGGGACUGUGUUUCAUCAAGGUUCUGGUGUGAUGGAGAGUUUGACUGUGCUGAUGGCUCUGAUGAGAAAAAUUGUGACACAAGUUGUUCCAAAGAUCAGUUUCAGUGUUCCAAUGGUCAAUGCCUUUCAGCAAAAUGGAAGUGUGAUGGGCAUGAAGAUUGUAAAUAUGGAGAAGAUGAGAAAAACUGUGAACCAGCCUUUCCUGCUUGCUCAUCAAGUGAAUAUAUGUGUGCCAGUGGAGGAUGUCUGUCAGCAUCUUUGAAAUGUAAUGGAGAACCUGACUGUGUUGAUGGUUCAGAUGAGAUGGACUGUGUAAUAGAAUGUAAGGAAGAUCAGUUUCGAUGCAAAAAUAAAGCAUACUGUAUUCCAAUUCGAUGGCUAUGUGAUGGAAUUCAUGACUGUGUUGAUGGAAGUGAUGAAGAGCACUGUGGCAGAGGGGGAAGUAUAUGCAGAGCUGAUGAGUUCCUGUGUAAUAACUCCCUUUGCAAGCUCCAUUUCUGGGUUUGUGAUGGAGAAGAUGACUGUGGAGACAACUCAGAUGAAGCUCCUGACAUAUGUGUUAAAUUUCUUUGCCCACCAACAAGGCCUCACAGAUGCAGAAAUGACAGAGUCUGUCUGCAACUUGAGAAAAUGUGCAAUGGGAUUAAUGACUGUGGGGACAACUCAGAUGAAGAUCACUGCAGCGGUGAACUGUCAUUCAAAGCCAAACCUUGUAAGAAGGAUGAGUUUGCUUGCCAUAACAAAAUGUGCAUCCCCAUGGAACUGCAAUGUGAUGGGUUCGAUGACUGUGGAGACGGUUCAGAUGAACAAGGCUGCACAAUGAGUCUCAGUGAACACACCUGUGAGGACAAUGGGAAUCCAUGUGGAGAUGAUACAUAUUGUAAUCAAAUAAAAACAUCUGUUUACUGUCGCUGCAAACCUGGAUUUCAGAGAAACAUGAAAGGCAGGCAGUGUGAAGAUCUCAAUGAAUGUCUGGUGUUUGGUGUAUGCUCUCACCACUGUGUAAAUACACAUGGAUCAUAUAAAUGUGUUUGUGACCAGAACUUUCAAGAAAAAAACAACAGCUGUAUAGCAAAAGGCUCUGAAGAUCAAGCUAUCUACAUAGCUAAUGACACUGACAUCCUGGGUUUUGUAUAUCCAUUCAACUACAGUGGCGGUCAUCAGCAGAUUUCUCAUGUUGAACAUAAUUCAAGAAUAACAGGGAUGGAUGUGUAUUAUCAAAGAAAUGUGAUUGUCUGGAGUACUCAGUUUAAUCCAGGCGGGAUUUUCUACAAAAUGAUCGAUGACAGAGAAAAGAGGCAAGCAAACAGUGGUUUGAUUUGUCCUGAAUUUAAAAGGCCUAGAGAUAUUGCAGUUGACUGGGUUGCAGGAAAUAUAUAUUGGACUGAUCAUUCUAGAAUGCACUGGUUUAGCUACUAUACUACACACUGGACCAGCCUGAGAUACUCCAUCAAUGUAGGACAACUCAAUGGUCCUAACUGCACCAGACUCUUGACUAAUAUGGCUGGCGAGCCCUAUGCUAUUGCUGUAAAUCCUAAAAGAGGGAUGAUGUACUGGACUGUAAUUGGGGACCACUCCCAUAUAGAAGAAGCAGCCAUGGAUGGCACUCUGAGGAGGAUUUUAGUACAAAAAAACUUACAGAGGCCAACAGGUCUGACUGUUGAUCACUUCGGUGAACGCAUCUACUGGGCUGACUUUGAGCUCUCCACCAUUGGCAGUGUCUUAUAUGAUGGUUCCAGUCCAAUGGUCUCUGUCAGCAGCAAGCAAGGAUUGCUGCAUCCUCACAGAAUUGAUGUCUUUGAAGAUUAUAUUUAUGGAGCAGGACCUAAAAAUGGUGUAUUUAGAGUACACAAAUAUGGUCAUGGUUCAGUAGAAGUCCUACCAUUAGAUGUUGACAAAAUAAAAAGUGUCUUAAUAUCACAUCGUUAUAAACAACUAAAUUUGCCGAAUCCUUGCUUGCAUUUGUCAUGUGAUUUCCUCUGCUUGCUGAAUCCUUCUGGGGCCACUUGUGUCUGCCCAGAAGGAAAAUACAUGAUGAAUGGAACCUGCAAUGAUGACAGUCCAUUAGAUGACUCUUGCAAACUGACUUGUGAAAAUGGAGGGAGGUGCAUCUUAAAUGAGAAGGGUGACCUGAGGUGCCACUGCUGGCCCAGUUACUCAGGAGGACGGUGUGAAGUAAAUCACUGCAGCAACUACUGUCAGAAUGGAGGGACCUGCAUACCAUCCACUCUAGGAAGACCUACCUGUAUCUGUGCCCUGGGCUUUACUGGGCCCAACUGUGGCAAGGCAGUGUGUGAAGAUUCUUGUCACAAUGGUGGGAGCUGUGUUGUGACUGCUGGGAACCAGCCUUACUGUCACUGCCAUUCAGACUACACUGGAGACAGAUGCCAAUACUAUGUGUGCCACCACUAUUGUGUGAAUUCAGAAUCAUGUACCAUUGGGAAUGAUGGAAGGGUUGAAUGUGUUUGUCCAACACGAUAUGAAGGACCGAAAUGUGAGAUUGACAAAUGUAUACGAUGCCAUGGGGGCCACUGUAUUAUAAGUAAAGACAAUGAAGAUAUAUUUUGCAACUGUACUAAUGGAAAGAUUGCCUCUAGCUGUCAGUUAUGUGAUGGUUACUGUUACAAUGGUGGCACAUGCCAACUGGAUCCUGAAACUAGUGUACCUGUGUGUUUGUGCUCUACUAAUUGGUCAGGUACACAGUGUGAGAGGCCAGCCCCCAAGAGUAGCAAAUCUGAGCUCAUCAGCACAAGGAGCAUUGCUAUCAUUGUGCCUCUUGUCCUCUUGGUGACCUUGGUAACCACCUUAGUGAUUGGUUUAGUGCUUUGUAAGAGAAAAAGAAGGACAAAGACAAUCAGAAGACAGCCUAUCAUCAAUGGAGGAAUAAAUGUAGAAAUGGGUAAUCCAUCAUACAAUAUGUAUGAAGUGGAUCACGACCACAGUGAUGGGAGUCUUUUAGAACCAAGUUUCAUGAUCGAUCCAGUAAAGUCCAGAUACAUAGGGGGAGGGUCCAGUGCUUUCAAGCUCCCACACACAGCACCGCCCAUCUACCUAAACUCUGAUUUGAAAGGACCACUAACUUCUGGGCCAACAAAUUACUCUAACCCAGUGUACGCAAAAUUGUAUAUGGAUGGACAGAACUGUCGAAACUCUUUAGGAAGUGUUGAUGAACGGAAAGAACUGCUCCCAAAGAAAAUUGAAAUUGGCAUCAGAGAGACAGUGGCAUAAUGAAGAACAUUUUUUCUAUGCUGUAUAAAUAUAUAAAAUAUAGGGGUUACUUUUGUAUGUUACAACAGUAUUAUACUUGUUUUAGCAUCAGCAUUAUCUCCUUAUCUUUUUCCUGGUUAAUUAUUUUCUGG
This is a messenger RNA of Phodopus roborovskii (desert hamster), 5483 nucleotides long. RefSeq names its product low-density lipoprotein receptor-related protein 1B. NCBI's taxonomy places the organism in Eukaryota, Metazoa, Chordata, Mammalia, Rodentia, Cricetidae. The record is from RefSeq and is a predicted model, not a curated record. Bases 1 to 5352 code for a protein of 1783 amino acids. Gene Ontology annotation, molecular function: protein binding; calcium ion binding. The transcript is spliced from 39 exons.